Messenger RNA from Heterocephalus glaber (naked mole-rat), 11879 nucleotides. It is a transcript of the gene Abl2, whose product is annotated as ABL proto-oncogene 2, non-receptor tyrosine kinase. Lineage: Eukaryota; Metazoa; Chordata; Mammalia; Rodentia; Bathyergidae. Gene Ontology annotation, molecular function: protein binding; non-membrane spanning protein tyrosine kinase activity; ATP binding. The record is from RefSeq and is a predicted model, not a curated record. Gene Ontology annotation, biological process: protein phosphorylation.
GCGGGCGGCGGGAGACGCUCUGUCCCACGCUCGCCCGGUGCUCGGUGGUUUAAAGAUGGCGGCGGCAGUGGCGGCGUUGGGGGCACGGAUCCGCCAGAGUGGGUGGGAAAAGGAGACUCUGUGAGUCGCCGAGAGCUAGCGCGGCGGCUGUGUGAAGAGUCCUGGUGCGGAGCUGCCGGCGGCCGGGCCCUGAGCCAGGGCAGAAACAACAGACCUGGGCCGCGCCAGGAGCCUGAGGCCGGAGCGGAGGAGGAAUGUGACCAGGGGUCGGUGGGGGCGCGGGAGUACGCGAGCGCAGGGAUGGGGCAGCAGGUGGGCCGCGUCGGGGAGGCUCCGGGGCUCCAGCAGCCUCAGCCUCGCGGGAUCCGGGGCAGCAGUGGAGCCAGGCCCUCCGGUCGCAGGCGGGAACCGGCAGGGCGCACCACCGAGACCGGCUUUAAUAUCUUCACCCAGCAUGAUCACUUUGCCAGCUGUGUGGAGGAUGGAUUUGAGGGAGACAAGACUGGAGGCAGUAGUCCAGAAGCUUUGCACCGCCCCUAUGGUUGUGAUGUUGAAUCCCAGGCACUGAAUGAAGCCAUCAGGUGGAGCUCCAAGGAGAACUUACUUGGAGCCACUGAGAGUGACCCUAAUCUCUUUGUUGCACUUUAUGAUUUUGUAGCAAGUGGUGAUAACACACUCAGCAUUACUAAAGGUGAAAAGCUGCGAGUCCUUGGUUACAACCAGAAUGGUGAGUGGAGUGAAGUUCGCUCUAAGAAUGGACAAGGUUGGGUGCCAAGCAACUACAUCACUCCAGUAAAUAGCCUGGAAAAGCAUUCCUGGUAUCAUGGACCAGUGUCACGCAGUGCAGCAGAGUAUCUACUCAGCAGCCUAAUCAAUGGCAGUUUCCUGGUGCGAGAAAGUGAGAGCAGCCCUGGGCAGCUGUCCAUCUCGCUCAGGUACGAGGGCCGUGUAUAUCACUACAGGAUCAAUAGCACCGCAGAUGGCAAGGUGUAUGUGACUGCUGAGAGCCGUUUUAGCACCUUGGCAGAGCUUGUUCACCAUCAUUCCACAGUGGCUGAUGGGCUGGUGACAACAUUACACUACCCAGCACCCAAGUGUAAUAAGCCAACAGUCUAUGGUGUGUCUCCCAUCCAUGACAAAUGGGAAAUGGAACGAACAGAUAUUACCAUGAAGCACAAACUUGGGGGCGGUCAGUAUGGAGAGGUUUAUGUUGGUGUCUGGAAAAAGUAUAGCCUUACAGUUGCUGUGAAAACAUUGAAGGAAGAUACCAUGGAGGUGGAGGAGUUUCUAAAAGAGGCUGCAGUGAUGAAGGAAAUCAAGCAUCCUAAUCUGGUCCAACUAUUAGGUGUGUGUACUUUGGAGCCACCAUUUUACAUUGUGACUGAAUACAUGCCAUACGGGAAUCUGCUUGAUUAUCUCCGAGAAUGCAACCGAGAAGAGGUGACUGCAGUUGUACUGCUUUACAUGGCCACUCAGAUCUCUUCUGCAAUGGAGUAUUUAGAGAAGAAAAAUUUCAUCCAUAGAGAUCUUGCAGCACGUAACUGCCUAGUGGGAGAAAACCAUGUGGUAAAAGUAGCUGACUUUGGCUUAAGUAGACUGAUGACUGGAGAUACCUACACAGCUCAUGCUGGAGCCAAAUUUCCCAUUAAAUGGACAGCACCAGAGAGUCUUGCCUACAAUACCUUCUCAAUUAAAUCAGAUGUCUGGGCUUUUGGGGUACUGUUGUGGGAAAUUGCUACAUAUGGAAUGUCACCGUAUCCAGGUAUUGACCUGUCUCAGGUCUAUGAUCUGCUGGAAAAAGGAUAUCGAAUGGAGCAGCCUGAGGGAUGUCCUCCUAAGGUUUAUGAACUUAUGAGAGCAUGCUGGAAGUGGAGCCCUGCGGACAGGCCCUCUUUUGCUGAAACCCAUCAAGCUUUUGAAACCAUGUUCCAUGACUCCAGCAUUUCUGAAGAGGUAGCUGAGGAGCUCGGGAGAGCUGCCUCCUCCUCAUCUAUUGUUCCAUAUCUGCCCCGAUUACCUAUACUUCCUUCCAAAACUCGGACGCUAAAAAAGGCGGAGAACAAGGAGAACAUUGAAGGGGCACAAGAUGCCACAGAAAAUCCUGCUUCCAGUUCAGCACCAGGGUUCAUUAGAAGUACACAGACUGGAGGGUCCCCAGCCCUGCCUCGAAAGCAAAGAGAUAAGUCACCCAGCAGCCUCUUGGAAGAUGCCAAAGAGACAUGCUUCACCAGGGAUAGGAAGGGAGGCUUCUUCAGCUCCUUCAUGAAAAAGAGAAAUGCUCCCACACCCCCUAAACGCAGUAGCUCCUUCCGAGAAAUGGAGAAUCAGCCUCAUAAGAAAUAUGAACUCACGGGUAACUUCUCAUCUGUUGCUUCUCUACAGCAUGCUGAUGGGUUCUCUUUCACUCCUGCCCAGCAAGAGACGAAUCUGGUGCCACCCAAGUGCUGUGGGGGGAGCUUUGCCCAGAGGAAUUUCUGUAAUGACGACAGUGGUGGGGGUGGGGGCAGUGGCACUGCUGGGGGUGGGUGGUCUGGCAUCACAGGCUUCUUUACACCUCGAUUAAUCAAAAAGACACUGGGCUUACGAGCAGGUAAACCCACAGCCAGUGAUGACACUUCCAAGCCUUUUCCAAGGUCAAACUCUACAUCUUCCAUGUCCUCAGGGCUUCCAGAGCAGGAUAGGAUGGCAAUGACCCUACCCAGGAACUGCCAGAGGUCCAAGCUCCAGCUGGAAAGGACAGUGUCCACCUCUUCUCAGCCAGAAGAGAAUGUGGACAGGGCCAAUGACAUGCUUCCAAAAAAAUCAGAGGAAGGUGCUGCUCCAACCAGGGAGAGACCAAAAGCCAAACUGUUGCCCAGAGGAGCCACACCUCUUCCUCUGAGAACCCUCUCUGGGGACCCAGCCAUUACAGAGAAGGACUCUGCAGGGAUAGGAGUGGCUGGAGUGGCAGCUGCCCCCAAAGGCAAGGAGAGGAAUGGUGGGGCCCGACUUGGGAUGGCUGGAGUCCCAGAGGAUGGAGAGCAGCCAGGCUGGUCUUCUCCAGCCAAGGCUACAGCCAUCCUCCCUACCACCCACAACCACAAAGUGCCAGUCCUCAUCUCACCCACCCUAAAACACACUCCAGCUGACGUGCAGCUCAUCGGCACAGACUCUCAGGGGAAUAAAUUCAAGCUCUUAUCUGAGCAUCAGGGCACAUCCUCUGGAGACAAGGACCGACCCCGACGGGUAAAACCAAAGUGUGCCCCACCCCCACCACCAGUGAUGAGACUACUGCAGCAUUCGUCUGUAUGCCCAGACCCCGGAGAAGAGCCUCCUGCAGGACAGCCCAUGUCAGAAAUACAGGAAGGAGGGAAAAAGGCAUCUCCAGGGGCAGUGCCUGUAGGUGGGAAAGCUGGGAGGCCAGUGAUGCCUCCGCCUCAAGUGCCUCUGCCCACACCUUCCAUCUCGCCAGCCAAAAUGGCCAAUGGCACAGCAGGUACUAAAGUGGCUCUGAGAAAAACCAAACAGGCGGCUGAGAAAAUCUCAGCAGACAAAAUCAGCAAAGAGGCUCUUCUAGAAUGUGCUGACCUACUGUCCAGUGCAAUCACGGAACCUGUGCCCAAUAGCCAGCUGGUAGAUACGGGGCACCAGCUGCUCGACUACUGCUCAGGCUAUGUGGACUGCAUCCCUCAGACUCGAAACAAGUUUGCCUUCCGUGAGGCCGUGAGCAAACUGGAACUCAGCUUGCAGGAGCUGCAGGUAUCUUCAGCAGCUGCCGGUGUGCCCGGGGGAAACCCUGUCCUUAAUAACUUAUUGUCAUGUGUACAGGAAAUCAGCGAUGUGGUACAGAGGUAGCCACUGUCUGCCUAGUGGGAGGAUGCACACAUUUCUGAGGGGAGAGGGAAAGGGACUUGUUUUCCUGUGUUCCUAUUUUCAAAUUGAAAGACUGAUACUUGAGUGUGUUUAAGUGAAGUACCUCAGAUCCCUGAGUUCUCACGUUUACAGGUUCAUCUCAAAAGUAACAAAAGCAAAUCACAUUAUAUAGGAGAUAUAAAUUGGAUGGGGGAAAGGCAGCAGUGGACAAAAUUGGAAACUGCACUGGAAAAUCAGGGAGAAAGUUUGUUUCAUAAAGAAAGAAAUGCAGCCCAUCCCUACUUGGAACCAUGUGAAAUGCUAGACUGGGCUGCUCCCAGUCAUUCUGUACCACAAAAGAGGGCAUUGACCUGGGGCUCUGGUAGGUACUAAGAGUGAUCACCUAACAGAUUUGGUGGGAGGGAAGAAAGGAAAACUGGGAAUGUAUCCAGAGGUUUGUUCAAGGCUGUUGGAAGCAGCUUCUUGCCUUGUUUCCAUGGGUCAUUACUAUUGUAUUAAGAACUGCAGAUAAGAUUGCUAGAAUGAAAUGGAAAUGUGGCCCUGUCUGUGAUUCACCUUGAUGUAUUAGUUGUUGCAGGAAGUAAAGAAUGCUGGGAAGUUCAGUCAGGGAGAUUGAAACCUCCUUCUAAAAUCUGACAUUGAUUAGCAGUCACGUCUCCCAGUCUACUGUAUUAUUUCCUAAUGGACCAGUAUUGACUUUCUGCUUAUUGGUGGCUAUCUGUAAACCAUAGGUAUAGGAGUCUCCUUGGUGUUUCUUCCUGGGCAGGCUGUCUUCCUUUAUUUUUGGCAGCAUACAGGGCAUUAACCAACAUUGAUUUUGAAAAUAGUGGUCACUACAGGUUCUCAUUGGGAAGUCUUUCCUGACACAGUGCCCCUGCAUACUGACUACUGGCAAAGGACUUGAGCAGCUCUAUAUUUGUCAACUAAAAUACAGUACUAAGGUGCUGAUCCCUUCUUGAAAGGGACAGCCAGGUCCAGAGCCCCAUGACUGAGAGAAAAAGUUGCCUUGGUGAUAAUGGCUGUUUUUCUGUUCUUUUCUCCUCCUUUAUCAUCUUACUCCCAAUGUGGGUAGAAAGUUGGAGAAGGCAUUUUCUCUCCCUAUGUGCUUGAAUUACCCUCUUAUUAUUCUCACAGGCUUUUCUCCUCUCAAAUUUCUGUCCCCGUGCCCAUCAUGUUUGUUUGUAUAGUUCAUAUUGGGGAUAUUUUUUAUUUAUUUUGUCAUUUCACCUCUCUUCUAUGAGUGCAUAAUUUAGGGAGUAGGUCAUUUUCAGGGAGGACCAGUUAGAUCCUGGAAACCUAAUGACAACUCUUAAGUUUAUUUUGCACUUGAAAAAUAGGCCUUUUCCUUUCCUACUCAGUUAUAAUUGUGGAAGCUAAUUAGGAAGGAACUGAAUCGAAUGGAUAAUAUAUUACUGAUGUUCUUAGUGUUGUGUCUAAUUUCAGUUAUUUCAUUGUUUUUUUUUAAAGUUCUAUAACCCCACAUACAUACACACACACUCUCUAAAGAGAACCCAAUAAAAAUGUUUUUUCUCUCAAAGGGAUGUUAGCCUAGGAAGAUAGGAAUUCAACACUGAGCUUUGAGCUUUCUCCCUGGCUCUGUCAUCCAUCCACUGUUAAGCCAUAGCUCCAUCUCUUGAUCUAUUGAAUGAAAGUAACAGAACCACAUGUUCUCAAGGGUAUUUUGCAAAUAAGUGUAUCAGCUACCCCUUUGAGAGCCUCUCUGCAAAAGCUCUUUAAUGCAGUAUUGUUAUGUUGAAUUUAUCAUUCUCUUCUUUGCUGAGUAAUAGAAACUAAAGAAAUUUGGAACUGCUGAGCUUAUAUUAAUCAGGGUAGCAUAGUAAAGGGGAAACUAUAUUUGGGUGUCUUUGACCAAGGAAGAAAUUGUUUUUGUUAGAAAGAAAGGACACUUUGAUUCUUCUUAUCAUUGCUGCUUCAGAGGAGGCCCAGGUUGAGAGGAGGAUUAGCAGGGAGGAGAUACUGGGCAUCCUGGCAGGUGUCAGGUGACCCUGCCAAUGUGGUACCUGCAGCUGAGAAUAGGCGGCUGGUGAUCAGGUUAACCUACCAGUCCUCCUUCCUACCUUCUUCGUUACCUCUCCCCUCAUCAGACCAUAAACUUGAACUGACUUUUAGCAGUUAGUCUUUUAAAAGUGGGGAGGGGAAAGCUAAAAUUUUAGAACAUUAUUAUGCUGCUUUUUAAGUUUAUCCCUGUCAUUGUGGAAUGCAAAGGGAUUACAAUUGUUUUCAGGAGAUUUUUUUUUUUAAAAGCAAAGGCUCUAUUUUUUUUCUAAGAGUUCUGAAAAUAAGCAUUGGGAAACACUACUGAGUGUAUUUCAGCUCCCUAGUUUUCUCACCGAAGAACAGUCUUAAAGGUGGUGGGUAGGGGCUCUGUCUUACUCAGGGACAGCACCUAGUUCUGUCUUGCACACAGUAGGUGCUCAGUAAAUUCAUAAAUUGAAUUGAUUUUUCUGUACACUGUCAUGAGUAAUAAGUAUUGUAGCAUACCAUCCACAUGAUCCUUGAACUGUGUAACUUCAGGAGUUGAGGGUUUAGGGUUCAGGUUAAAGAGGCACUGUCAACUUGCUAUAAAAGUAAAAUUUAGGUUUUUCCUUUUUCUACUUGAAAAGGAUUAGCCUAAAAAAACCUGAUGUAAAGAAAAUGUUUGACUCUAAAACAGAAAACUGCUUCUAGAAACUUACAGUUUAAUUGUAUCCAGUCUGAAAGCAGAUAGCAAGAGAAAAAGCUUUUGUACAGUGUUGACAAAUUUUUAAAUUGGAUAUAUCUGUCCAUCUAUAUAUAUAUAUAUAUAUGCCACAGCCUGAUUGUUUUCAUGAACAGAUAAUGUGAUUACAAUUUAGAUUUCCCACCUUAAAAAUGCUGUGUUUCAUGUUGGAUACAUCUUGAUUGUACUUAACACAAAGUAUUCUCUUAAAAGACGGUGUAAAAUUAAAAUAUUUACAUUUUCCUGCACACUCCAAUCGUGAUUUUCAGAGAUUUAGCCUUAAAAAACUCUUGCACAUGUUCUUACAGUACACUGACAUCAGUACGAAGCUAUUGGGUCUGGUAUGCAAAAAAUUUAUUUAGUGUUUUUCUAGAUGACCUCUAUACAUAGCGAUCGUUGUCGUGGAAACCCUUUCCAGCACUCGGAGAGGCUGAGGCAGGAGGAUUGGAAGUUGGAACCCAGCAACUUAAUAAUUUAUUGAGAUCCUGUCUCAAAAUUUAAAAAAGGACUGGGAUAUUUCUCAGUGCAAAGGCUUUGGGUCCAUUUCCUUGUACUGUAAAAAAUAAAAGUUUAAAUUAGGAAUUUUCUUACAAUUCAGUUGAAAACUUUAUUCUCAGUUAAUAAAACAUGCUGACUUUGCUAAGGCAUAACCCAUAUUUAUUUAACUAAAGUCAGGGGGCUUUUGAGAUUAAAGGAUGCAGUUUAGAUACUGGUCUGGUGUUCAGGCUCGCUCUACAGCCAUUCUAGGAAGCAACUUUUUAAACCUCCCUUGGCCUCAGUUUCCUCAUUGUAACACAGGGAUAAAUAGUCACUAUCUCAGGGUUGUUGUAAGGAUUAAAUAAAAUAAAAGUUUAUAAGAUUCUUAGCUCAAGUGCUUGGCACACAAUGAGCACUCCAUAAAUGCUAACUGCUAAUAAUACCUAAUCCAGAAAUGUGCAACGGAAUCCCUUAAGGAUUAAAAAAACCCUGAUUAAAUAGCCCCACCCCAGAUCAGAAUUAACAAUGGAAUGAAGUCUUGGUCGGUGUGUUUUCCAAGGAUCUCUCCAUGUGUACCAGAAAGCUCACAUUGUUUGAAAACUAUUGAUAUCUUUUUCUUAAUAGGUUAUGAAACUAGAGAUGUUUAAGUUACUAGUAUUAUCCAAAAGAGUUUGUUAGUGACAGAGCUGAGGUUAGAAUUCGGGUCUCCUGACUUCUGGUUAUGGGAUCUUUCCAACAUGCCUGCUGCCUUGUGAAACACUGCAAAAAAAAGUGGCUCAGCUAGACAAUCAGUCUGCAAUCUGCACACUUCUAAAGCACAUGCUCCCAGCACAGUCUAACCUUAAGGGGCUUGAAUGUUGAAUAAUGGCGACACUAGCAAAAGAAGCAUUCAGGAGAACUCAGUAAUUUAAAAGAUUAUAUGGGGCAUUCUUUUGGACUGACCUUAGCAACACAGAGUCCUGCACUUUGUAGUAAGGAAAUAACAACAAGUUUAAAAACAAACUAGUCCUACAUUCCUUUUUCUUAAAAUAUUGUUCAGUAUCAUUUUAGUGACUGUGAGAUAAUGUACAUGAAAGCACUUUGAGAGAGUAUCUAAUAUAACUAUAAAGUUGUAUUAUGAAUGUCUGUGUAGAAGAUAAAACAUUGGAUUAGAGGAUGAUUGACUUAAAGACUUUUACCUGUGUGGGACCUGAAACUGCAGAUAUAUAAAGCAUCACCUCUGUAAUUUAUCACAUUUAUAAAUAUAAAAACUAUAGUGUUUUGCUAAAGUUGUUCAUGCUGAAUAGCUUCACAAAAAUAGGGACCAACUUUUUGGCUUAAUUCUGAUCUUUAAAAGCAGUAAAGAGUAUUCACUUCAGAAUAGAGAAGCUCUUUCAAGGACCUUAACUCAAGAAGGAUGAAGCCCUCUUACUCUUGAACAUUUAUUUCUCCCUACACAGCCAUUAACAUCUUAAAUGUGGUAGGGGCAGACUUGUUACCUGUUGGUGUUGACAGUGUCUUUUUAAACCUAUGUCCUGCGUAGUUCUGUGAGAGUUUGGGAGAGGAGGUAGGGAAGGAGGCUGGAUGGCCAUAGAACCAGUGCACUUGCAUUUUUGCUUUUAUAGGAUUUCCCACUAGAAAAUGGCAUUGACGUUUAUCAUCUAUGGUAUCUUCAUUCUAAAAUGAGUAGCUGAACUUAAUCCGCUUGUUAGAUUAUGAAAUACUCAAGAAUAAAUGGCAGUGGUGGCUCCUUUUGAGUUACAGCUACACUACAUCCUUACCUCUCUUACUCCUUUCCAUUUUUGCUACUGAUGUCAUUAGCAGGCUAUGCCUCCAAUAGGAGUUCAUAUUGGCCUGACAGGGUUGUCUAUAUUUUUGUUUCUGGUGAUUUUUGGGUUUUGUCAUCUUGCUUGCAUUAACUUGCUCUACCUGGUUCUGGGGUCCAUCUCUGCCUGAAGCAUGUAAUGGUCAGUACUUCUUUCAGAGGUAGGUCUCUGGGCUUAAGUUUCCUCUCUUGGGUUGAAAGACUCCCACUGUAUCUCUGUCUUAGUUUCUGCCAAGCCAGUAGCUGAGCACCUUUGAAAAUUCUUGCUUCAGCUUGGAAUUUGUGGGCUACUCCAAGGGAGCGUCUGUUUGCUGACAGGCUUGACAUAGGCAGCCCAAGGGUCCCUGCACCUUCCAUGUGACAGCUGGGGAAAAUGCUGCUAGCUGUAGCCUCACUAGUCAAGAGGUGAGGCCUUGGGCUGCUUUAAAAUCUGUUCUUUAACAGUCAAAGGUCUCUUCAUUAUUUGGAAUGAGUUCCAGUUUUCCAGUUACUAGACUUUUAAAAAUUGAAUGCAAGACUAGCUUUUGGCGUUGUGGGGGAGCAAGUCAGUAGUCCCUGGAGUAACAGUUAUCUGCCCUGUUCAGCACAACUACAGUUGGCAAACUUCACUGCCAUUCACUCCGCUCACCUGUUGCUAAGGAAGCAUGGGUAGGUUUCAGGGCCAUGGAUCAGGCUGCUGCAGAACAGUCACUCAGGGGAGACACUCAGCUCCAGCUUGUCUUUGGGAAGGCUUAUUGAAAUGUCCAGCUCAUGUGUUUCUGUUCUGGGGCUGCUGUUCUCUGUGCCACCCACCUGCGUCACGUGGUCUGUCUUGAGUGUAUUUAAGAUGAGAGUUCCAUGUCUGACUUACUAUCUUAGAUCCAAAGGCCAGGAUUUAGGAAGGGCUCUACCCUGUGUAAUCAGGGUAAGAAGUUUCUCUGGUUCUCCUUGGGUAAGGAGGCCGACAGCAGGUUAGUUUGAUUCUAAGCUGACUUGGGGUGGCAGAGGUCACCCGUAGAGAUUUGUGCCUUCAAAGAUGGGUUUCUGAGUCUUGCAAAGGAAAAGUGUUGUCUGCUGGGUUGAUUUUGCAUUAAGUGUUGAAUUAGAUCUGGUAGAAAUGCGCUUCACUGGGUCUCAGCCUAUGUCAGUGACUGCCCCACUUGAGGUGUUUUCCUCACACAGAAUGCUGAUGUGGCAGGUUGCUGCACUUUUCUCAAUCCUAUUUGGAGCUGAGGGAAGGGUGCUGUCAUUGGUUCCUUCCCUCCCUCCUUCCAAAUGCACUUACUUCUUUGCUCCUAUGUACAACUAUAAAUUUGAAAUUGUUUACCUCUCCUAGAAAAGUUGUAUCUUUUAACUUCUCCAUUGCUGAGCGACCUGAACACAGUAGCAGAGUCCUUUUAACAUGGACAGAGGUAACAGAUGUCAUGUUGAGUGUGUCUUCAGACUUGCAGACCACCUAAAAGAUGCAUGGAUGGAUGGAUGGAUGGAUGGAUGGAUGAUCUCUACUGUAAGUUGAAAGACUAAGCACAACUCUGUCCUUAGACCAUACCACAUUCAAGGCAGAAUUAUGAUAUCUAAAUUCUGUCCUGUGGGGUUUUUUGUUCAUCGUUGUACGUACAACAGCAAGUUUUAGGGUCCUGCAUAUGACUAAGCUGCUGAGCUGUGUGCAUAGAGGACUCUGAGCAGGCUGUGAGCCCUUUAGGACAUGUUGCAGGCAAAUUCAAAUGCUAGCAAGCUUUAUGAUAGGAAAUACAGGGAGUUUUGUGGUUGGAAAUUGAUUAGAUUUGCUUCUGAGCCUCCAAAUAGGAGUUUUAAAUCAUUUAGGUAUCACAAAAUUUAGCUGGAGAUUGGGACUUGGGGUUAAUAAAAUUUUGACAUCUGGGUACCUAAUUUUUGCCAUUAUAACACAAAAAGAAUAAAGAGGUAGGCCAAAUUUAUUCUUGAUUUAGAAGAUACUGCAGUACACUGCAAUGCUUCAGAGUUAUCAAUGAAAAAAUCCCAAAUACUGCUCAAUUUUAUUUCCAAGAACCAUACCAUGUAUUGUGAGUGGCAAAAAUGCCAGGAGACAGAACUGCUUCUGAUAGGUGAGGGACAGAUAAGACAGCUUUCUUCCAUUUUGACAGCCUGUUUUUACUGUAGCCACUUAGGACUCCAUUAUGAAAAGCAUUUUCUGAGAUCUUGAGACAUUACCUUGAUUAGCCAGGCAAAUUAGUACUCAGAAACUAUAAAGGAUAAUGAGGUACUCACCCUUAUAGUUCUUCGGUGCAUAUAUUUGAAAACCCGUUAGGGAAAUUAAAAACCAUCACAGGGCCAGGCAUUUAGCUCAGUGGCACUGCACCUGCCUCACAAAUGCGAGGUCCUGAGUUCGACCCCCCAUACAAAAAAAACCCCAUCACAUCUCAUCUACAUGAAGGUAUACAUUUAUGUAAGUGCACAUAUGCUCUUGCUGUGCCCAUUAAGAAGAGGGGGAAUGAGUGAAAGAGGAGUAAAUCACAUCUUUCUUUGUAGUGGACAGAAGCAGUGGCAUGACUGGUGUGUUGGCGGACUGAGCUAUUAAUGCAGAUGCAACCCCAGUCUCCCUUGUAGACCCCACACUUUGCCUUCUUGCAAUCUGAUUGUGUAAUGACUAUCAGUGGAGAAACCCCAGUUUUGCGCUUUCUUGGUAAAAAUGUUUGAACACUUCAUGAUGAAUAACAGAACCUUGUCCUAAAACAUGCCAAUUCAAAUUCUUUAAAACUCAUUUAAUGUUUAUACCAAAGGUUGUGCUCUGCAGGUGUAUGUGGUGCAGAGGGUGAGGUCUGGAGCAUUGGGCACUGUGUGCAUUGCUAAGAGGACACAGUACACAGUGAGACAAAGUGGGAUUUAACUGCGUCAGUCAUGGGUCACACUACCAGUUUUGUCAGGUAUUUGUUCUUAAUUGUUAUUGUAAUAUAUUUUCAGUUGCUUUGUUUUUCUAAUUUAAUUCUCUCACUCUGUUGUCUGACUGUGAACUGCUAACAGUGUUAAACUUGAUGUAAAUAAAUGAUGCCCUUGAAAGGGACCGCUCUC